Bombyx mandarina (wild silkworm) is the source of this 2638-nucleotide messenger RNA. Its product is annotated as glucose dehydrogenase [FAD, quinone]-like. The record is from RefSeq and is a predicted model, not a curated record. Gene Ontology annotation, molecular function: oxidoreductase activity, acting on CH-OH group of donors; flavin adenine dinucleotide binding. Lineage: Eukaryota; Metazoa; Arthropoda; Insecta; Lepidoptera; Bombycidae.
AAAAACACCCUACUUGUGCAAGCUGCCCCACUGGACGCACACACUUGUCAAUAUCUACUUCAACACUGCUAUUGUUUUACUGUGUACUAAAUUAAGGUUCGUGUGAAACAUGUCGGCGUGUGAUCCGACGUUCACUUCGACGGUGAUAGACAGUUACGGAGACGUGGUUGGGACCACGUUCGCUCAAGCACUCACUAGUUUCCUCGCAGCGCAGUGUGCUCUUGUUGGAGAUCAUCUGUGGCCAGAGGAUGCUAUUAACUCUGUUGUCGAUGGUAGUAGCUAUGAUUUUGUGGUGGUCGGAGCAGGAUCAGCCGGUUCAGUCUUGGCAAACCGUUUAAGUGAAGUCCCAGAAUGGAAAGUAUUACUAGUGGAAGCUGGAGGAAACCCUACCGUGAACACUGAGAUACCACAAGUCUUUUAUAACAACUUGGGCAGUAAAGAAGACUGGGGUUACCGCCCAGAACCGCAAUCUGGCGCUUGUCUCAGUUAUGAAACUAAAACAUGCGCCUGGCCUAGUGGGAAGACACUCGGUGGCUCCGCUAGUAUUAAUGCUAUGUUCUAUGUCAGAGGAAACCACAUAGACUUCGAUGGUUGGGCAGAAGACGGUAACAACGGUUGGAGUUACGAAGAUGUUCUUCCUUACUUUAAAAAAAGUGAAAAUUUUGUAGCAGAUAUCUCAGAAAAUGAUAGAUAUCAUGGCACUAAAGGUGAAUUAUAUACCACAAAAGAUAAAAACUUAAAGCCUUUUGAAGAGGUGGUUCUUAAAGCAUACCCAGAGUUAGGAGUACAAAAUUUAGACGAUAUAAACGGAGAAAAUCAAAUGGGCGUAACACAAAGCCAAAUUACUGUUUACAACAAAACAAGAAUGAGUACCGCUAGAGCGUUCCUUUCGCCAAUCCGGAAUAGAAACAAUUUGCAUGUUAUCAAAAAUACACUGGCUACGAAAAUUAUAUUUAAAGAGAACAGUAAUGCCGUUAGUGGAAUUAUGCUAAACAACAACGGCAAAGAAUUUAUGGUUAAUGUGAACAAAGAGUUGAUAUUGUCAGCGGGAGCAAUUAAUUCACCGCACCUUUUAAUGUUGUCCGGUAUUGGACCUCAAGAACACCUACUUGAACAAAAUAUUACUGUCAAAAUGGAUUUAGCGGUUGGAGAAAAUCUACAAGAUCAUGUCUUCGUGCCAUUAUUGUAUACAGCCCCUGCCAAAGAAUCUGACGAUAUUACUAUGAGCUUAGUCGUAAACAACUUUUUCGAUUACAUGGUUAAUAAAGAAGGAAUACUUUGUGACACCAGUCCGCAUAGAAUAAUUGCAUUCGUCAAUACCACUGAUUCAACUGGUACGAGUCCUGACUUACAAUUUCAUCACGUUAUUUUUACACCUAAAAUUCACAUUUUACUAGACUUUUUUGAGAAACACGGACUAAAUAAUGAUAUUAUAGAACAAUUCCAUGAAAUUAACAACAAUAAGUUCGCUAUGUUAAUCUACAAUACUUUAUUGAAACCAAAAUCACGAGGAAAAGUAUUACUGCAAAGCAAUAACCCAUUUGAUCGUCCAUUGAUAUACGCCAACUAUUUCAAUGAUAAUGAAGACAUGAAGACGUUAAUAAGGGGUAUGAGGAAAUUUACUUUGAAAUUAGGCGAAACAGACGCCUUCAAACAAGUAGGGUUAGAAUUAGAAUGGUUUCAAAUACCAACCUGUGAUAAACUUGAUAAAACAAGUGACGAAUUUUUGGAGUGCAUUUCGAGACACUUAACUUUUUCAUUGUAUCACCCAUCGGGCACCGUAAAAAUGGGACCAGAAGACGAUCCUAGCGCAGUAGUGACUCCUGAGUUAAAAGUUCGAAAUAUUGAAAAUUUGAGAGUAAUUGACGCUAGUGUUAUGCCUUCCAUUGUAAGAGGUAAUACUAACGCAGCGACAAUCAUGAUUGGAGAAAAAGGUGCAGAACUAAUCAAACAAUCCCACAUAAAUACAACAGAAUAACAACUUUAAAAAAAAUCGAGUUAAUUCCCUGUACAUUCUUAGGAUACAUCCAAAUUUCCAUGAAGGCAUUAAAUGCUGUCUAAGGUUUUGUAAAACCACCUCAAAAAUACUUUAAUUGUAGCCCUCUAAAACCUCUUCGAGAGCACGAUGUUUUAGGGACCACAGUGGAUCAUAAUGUUUCGGACUUCAGCUGUUAAAUAACAUUUUGCUUCAUAUCGCCUGCACUCAGCAUUAAUUUGCAUUAAUGAUCUAUAAAACAUGGUGGCAUGUUCAUGUUUGAAUGAAUAAAAAAUUCUCUACGCUACGAUUGUGACGGGCAGGACAGAGUGCAAACGUCCCAGAGAACGAAGUCCCACAAAAUGGCCGAACCAAAUCAGAUCCUGUCUGGAUAUCAAGCUGCACGAUGCCCUUCACAAGGCCAAGGAUCGCAGCAGAUGGAGAACAAUUAUACAUGAAAGAAUAAUGCAGUGGAGGAGUCACGAUCCUCAGUAAUAAGGAGAGCGACGCAAAGAAGACGAGGACGUUAUUUAUAAUAAACACAGGUUUUACAAGGACUAAAAUAGCUAUUGUGAUUAAAUCUUUAAUAGAAUACCAAUGUACUACAAUGGAAUUUAAAUAGAUUAAAAGAAGAAAAACUAAAAAAUAUCGUUAAAAAGUUUA